GAAUGUUCGUAUGCUAUCAGAGGGAGAUAUGGUCGACGACAUGUUGCCCAGCUUCAUGUCUCGGGUGAAGGUCAUGCGCGAGGUGCUGCUACCCAUGCCAGAAGACACGCUGAAGGAAGCCCUGUACCAUGCUGGCAGUUACCUUAUCCCCCUGGACUCAGAGACUGAGCUUUGCCGUAACCACAGCAACCUCAUGUUUGAGAGCUACCUCAAAUAUGAUUUGUGGGCGCUUAGGAUGGUGGACGCUUCGUCCAAACUACCAUCAGGGGUGCUGGACGGCCACAUGAUGGACAUAGGCAGCUACGACCAGUGUCUGACAGCGGAAGCCCCAGAGAAGCUGUUCAGUGGGCAGAUGUGCAUUGUGGAAACUAAAGGGUUUAUACCGGACGUCAUUAACAAACUAAAUCCCGAGAAACCUUUUCUGAAGACUUUCCGGGUGGAUCUGUUAUUUUCGGUCUGUGUACCUUCUUCCUGCACAGCUCAAGACGUCAAGAGUCACAUUGAUAUAGCUCUUAACUCUGUGAACGCUUCUUCCUUCGUAUCGGAAAGCAAUUGUUCCUCUAAUGUCUCCUCGCCUCUGAAGAUGAAGGAAUGGAUAGCCAUAUUUUUGAUUGGUCUUAUCGUCGUACUUGUAAUCCUGAGCACUGUGUAUGAGAACUCCUGCUUGGAAUCUGAAAAGAAUAACCUCCUAUGUGCCUUCUCUCUGGAGACAAACGUUCGCCAAAUGCUCUCCACUCAGACCACCCCCGCAGCCCUAACCUGCCUUAAUGGUCUCCGAGUUAUUGCCAUGAUAUGGGUGAUUUUAGGCCACAGGAUGCUUCAGAUGAUAAGCUUUCCUAGUAUUCGGCCCAAGACCAUCAUUGAGAGAAUUGACGACCCCAUCUUGGCACUCAUAGAAAACGCCCAGCUGUCUGUAGAGAUAUUUUUCCUCAUGUCAGGAAUACUGGUGGCCUACGGAUAUUUACGAUACAUGAAGAAAGGUCACAAGUUCAAUGUUUUCUACUUCUACAUGUAUAGAUACUUAAGGUUGACGCCAGCUCUUGCCAUGAUGGUGUUGCUCUACGCUACUAUUGGUGUCCGCUUCUCGAAUGGCCCGAUGUGGCGAAAGUUCUACGAUAUGGUCAACUCCUGCUGUUAUUAUAACUGGUGGGUCACCCUCCUCUACAUCAACAACUACUACGAUCCGUACAAUAUGUGUGUGACGCAGUCUUGGUUCUUAGCUUCAGACUUCCAACUGUAUGUGUUCUCUCCUGUUCUCCUGAUUCCGCUCCAUAAGAAACCGAAAUUAGGAUUUCUACUCAUAGUACUGUUUGUGAUUAUAACUACAUCCGGAAGUCUUUGGAACGCCAUUACCAAGGAUCUCAAGGGUGGAGGAGCCUUUACGUUUGACAGACGGUCCGAGGACACGUUCGCGAAGGAGUACAUAGUGACACACUGGAGAGCGACUUCUUUCCUCGUAGGAAUGGCUCUGGGCUACGUCUUCUUCAAGGUCAAACAAGGGGAACUCGUACUAAAGCUGUCCAGAGCCAAGGUUUGGGCAGGAUGGCUUUUGUCUAUAUUCUUCAUCGUCUUCAGUGUAUUCUUUAUAAUAGUGCUCCAGAACCCUGAGUAUGUCCCUAAGCGGUGGGUGGACAUCCCCUACAUGGUGUUCCACAGACACUUGUUUAUAGCAGGGUUCGCCUGGAUCAUCUUGGCCUGCAUCCUCGGCCACGGUGGUUACCUGAACCAGUUCCUCUCUUGGAACAUUCUGAUCCCGUUCACCCGACUCACUUAUGGAGCGUUCCUGACCCAUGUACUGAUUCAGUCGAUAGAGACCUACUCCCAAAGGGUUCCCGGCACACUCAUCGCUAUGAAUUAUUGGUUCCAUAUUGUUGCCGACUUCACUCUCAGUUACUUGGCAGGCGCCGUGCUCUUCCUCACAGUGGAGGCUCCUUGUGGUAACAUUGCCGCUUGUUGUUUUGAAGGUAAAAUGAAGUCCAAAGAAGUUCCUGAAAACCAAGCAACAGAGAUGCCAGUUAUAAGUCAAAGAUUGUAACGUAGGUUUCAUGUUAGUAAUGUUGCUCAAACGAAUGUGAAUAUUCAAUGUUUUAUAACAAAAUCAUGUAUGCGUGUACUUUCCAAACUUUAUUUUUUGUGGUUAACUCGUGACUAGCACAUUAAGCUAUUUCUCCAAACAAGAUCACAUUAGCCUAUGCGGGCGAAACACUUGUUUGUUAGUAGCUUGUACUGUUUUUAAGCCAGAAAUAGUAAGAAACAUAAAAUAAGCCUGUAAAAAUAUUAACUCGUACAUAUAGUCUACACUGCCAACUGUAUUAUGCCAAUCGUUAGUUUACAAAGACAUCUUACAUUACCUCCAUUAAAGUAACUAUUCUUGUAUCAAGUUUUAUGGAUGAGAGAUUCGUCAUAAAAAAUUACCUGUUUAAUUUUUUCGAGCAUGGAAAUAGAUGUCUUGUGGCAGGAUCUUCUCAUAGGUCUUGUACAGAAGGGAUGCACCAUGCCCUUAGUACCGGUUUUUACGGGAUGGAAGGGGUGAUUUUCCUGCAAUUAGUGAUGGGCUUUGCUGUUUGCUAUAGAUAACUGCAGUUUACACCCUGAUUAAUCAGUAAUCACUAAUCCUAUAUCAAGUAAAAUACUUUUAACUGUGUGUAUAAAUUAAAUUUGUAGUACUAUAAAAUUAUGGAGACGGUUUCAGCAUGAAGUACAUUUAUAUAUGUCGUAAACGAGAAAAUGCUAUUUUAUUUUAAAUUUUAGUUGGACGCAACGUAACUGGAUAACACGUCCAGCCGUAUUUGGAAUGUUUAGAAUUUAUUUAGAGGACAAAGCUUCCUUUUUAAAAUACUGAAUAUUUAUUCAAAUCCCUUAGCACCGAAUUCUCCGGCGGUUUUAGUAAUAGUUCUAAAAACUCUGAUAAGUGACACAACGUCCACAAGAUCUGAAUAUUGUUACUGUAGCCGUCCGAUACUACAGAAUAAUGUUCGGUCCUGUCGGUGAGUAGCGAAUCAUGUGGUGCUAGGGAACCGUUUAAAUCUGAAGGACGUUUCCACUAUUCGGCGCUAAUAAACUCAAAUCAUUCAGGUAUAAUAUUACUGGAAUGGAUUAUGAAAAUCAGAAUGGCUAGCUUUGUACUAUGUAUAAAAAAUAAUACUAAAACACAAAAUAACCAAAAUACUAAUACACAAAUUAUCAUUUUGUAAGGGUUAGUAAAUAUACAAUAUAAAGCUAAAUAAAAUUCAAUUUAAAUGUUUAUUUGUUAAAUGAUUAUAGUAUAUAAUAUAUAUAUAUAUAUAUAUAUAUAUAUAUAUAUAUAUACACUAGUAAUUUUUAUGUUAAUUAUGUAAUGUGAAUAUAUAUGUGAUUAUGUGAUAUGAUAUGUGAUACAUAAAACAUAAGGUGUACAUUUAUUUUGUUCCUGAUUGGUAGUAAAAAACAAGUGACAUAUAUAGUGACAUAAUGAAAUAAUAUAACAUAAGAUGUAAAUGUAAAAAUCAUGGUUUAACUGUAUAUUAUUACAACUAAUUAUAAAUAUCAAUAUUACAUUUUUGAGUAAAAAUUCUUUUGUGAGAAA
Molecule: messenger RNA, 3565 nt
Organism: Homalodisca vitripennis (glassy-winged sharpshooter)
Lineage: Eukaryota; Metazoa; Arthropoda; Insecta; Hemiptera; Cicadellidae
Product: nose resistant to fluoxetine protein 6-like
Exons: 13
Coding region: 11-2035 (674 amino acids)
Molecular function (GO): acyltransferase activity, transferring groups other than amino-acyl groups
Source: RefSeq, a predicted model, not a curated record